AUGUCGAGAGAAGAGUCUGCGAACGAGGAUCCUUUUCUCGACAAUACCGCGGCCUCAGCGCCUGCUUAUGUCGUCCAGGCAGUUGAACCGCGCACAAUCACCGAGUUAUCUUCAUCAGGAAGACGCCGACCUGGGGAAGGAGAAACAGGAGGACCUAGAAAUUUCAAUCCUGAUUCUAGAGGAGGCGGCGACGGAGUUGCUAACGGAGGAGGCUCACCUGAUGGAGCAGGACCAGGAGAUGUAGGUCGACAAGGUGAACAAAGUACCAUUCCCCGUCCCCCUCGAGUCUCCAACUCAGCUCCGAAUCUGGGUGGCCAACAAAAUCAAAAUCAGCGUCCUCCUCCACCUCCUUCCCAACAACAACAAGCCCCACCACCGCGCAGUCGAAACCUUCCACCAGGAAAGGAAGUCAUUUUAGCACAUUUUCCCAGCAAGCGAAGUAAUUUAACGUUAGAACAGUUUGUGCGGAAAAUCUGCGCUUACAAUCGCAAAGUGUGUCCCGAACUCGCGCAUGACAGAAGAGAAGACGUCAUCCGCCACAACACAACUUUAUUGGAGGGUGUGGAGCUGCCAGAAGAUGUGUCUCCUUUAGAAGAAGCAGACAGAGACACGCCAACGGACGAUGAAAAACAAAAUACAGGAACUGUAGCUCGAUCUACUGGCUCAUCUAAAGCUAAUAAAGCUAAUGGUAAUCACCGCGGUCCUUCCUCUGUAGCAUCCCAGUAUGCAGGUACAACUUCUAGAUCCUCAACAGGAGUCGGCAGAGGGAUGACACCAGAAAUGCAAGAACAUUUGGGUAUGAACACCGUAGCACCGCAGCGUCGGAGGAAGCCGAAGGGCAUAAAGCUCGACUUCAAGGACAUGGCCGCAGUGAAACCAGCCAUUGAACUGUUGAUGCGGAUGAAUGCGUGGGCUAACGUACUUAGACUUAUUUAAUUUCGUCUAAAUCUAUGCUGUUGAGUUUCAAAUUCCGUAAAAACGUAGUAAUUCUGAUUCAUCCACAGUUCCAGGUGAAAUACAGUUAUAAUAGAUUAGUAGUUUCUUCCACCAUCACAUCCGCAAUAUCUCGCACAUGAUGAACUAAGGUCGUUUGUGUUUGGUUGAACGCUGACGUUGCCGCAGGACCUGGCUUUCCGCCUCUCGGUCGCAACUGGGUUCUAGAUGGGCGUAAGUUUUUACAAAGGUGCUGCCGCAUCCCUGACGUCGUGCUCUCGCUUGGUUGGUUUUCCACGGAGCUUUCAGCCACACAACAGUACACCAAGACCAUGAUUGAUGACAUGCUGGAACUGGUCCAAAGACCCUUUCUCAGAGGCAAAGACUCCUUCCUCUACACUCCCGCUGCCGUUGCACACCACAUUACCUUCUGUGUACAAGCGCGGUUCGCAGUCAAGAGUAAGCCGAUACUCAAACAAUUGCUAGAGCUAGUUCCGAGUUCGUCACUGACGAUUUACACGGGUUUCGGGUCUAUCGGCAUCGCUGCCCAAGACUUGAGAGCGAUAGAGGAAAACUUCGACACCACGAGGUUGUUUAUCGAUGUGUGGAAACACGCGGAAAAAGAACAAAACAACAAACUUAAGCCCCUCAUAAGAUAACAAAUUAUUAUCUUCAAGGACGAGUCAUUUGCCUCAGGUUCCUACCCUUCCUUCUUGGAUUCUUAGACCACUAUGAACAGAACUUAUUAAUAAAUAGAAUGUAUCGAGGCCCUCAAGAAUGUGAAUUUAAAUUAUUCAUUGCGACUAGUUCUAACAAGCGUGCUGCAAGAAUAACAAACGGCCCAGGAGGAAGAGGUGGAAAUAACCAAGACCCAAAUGCUGCUAGAGGUGCCCCAGACGAUGGUCGUGCAGUAACGGAGAAAUGCAGCAUCAUGUAGAUGUAGUCAUUCCUUGUACAACGAUGGAUGGCCGUAAAACUACAAAGUUGUUGCGAUUAUACCAGAAGGAGCAGGAGGACAUCAAAUAAGAUUCAUUUUUGCAUUUUUGCUCCAACUCCACCACACAUAACCCUUAUGAAGACGUUGUGGCAUAUUGUUCACACCAACUACAUCACCAAUUUCCCUUCUAUAUCCAUUCCUCCUUCAUACUGCGUGAUGACUACAACUUCUUCACGAACAUGACUCAACAUAGCAGUCGUCCACCUGUUCCUGGACUCAUGAUUCCUGAAAUUUGUUUUUUUUUCAGUUCAUACGAUCGACAACGAAAUGAGAUGAAGAUGUUGAACGACCAAGGCGAGGCCGCGCACGUGCAUGAAACGGAGAAGGAGCUUUUUUUAAGCCAUAGUUCAUUUCCAUCCUUCUGGUCUGGUUCGCCGACUCGUGUCUGAUCUGCAAUAUGUCACAUUAAAUCUUGCCGCUUCCGAUUCCGUCUGUCUUUCAUGCGAGUGUUGCC
This is a messenger RNA of Amoebophrya sp. A25, 2384 nucleotides long. The record is from the annotation of a GenBank genome assembly. NCBI's taxonomy places the organism in Eukaryota, Dinophyceae, Syndiniales, Amoebophryaceae.